UCCGGGGAGACCAGAUAUAGUGAAUGCAGGGUCCGGGGAGACCAGAUAUAGUGAAUGCAGGGUCCGGGAGACCAGAUAUAGUGAAUGCAGGGUCCUGGGAGACAAGAUAUAGUGAAUGCAGGGUCCGGGGAGACCAGAUAUAGUGAAUGCAGGGUCCGGGGAGACCAGAUAUAGUGAAUGCAGGGUCCGGGGAGACCAGAUAUAGUGAAUGCAGGGUCCGGGAGACCAGAUAUUGUGAAUGCAGGAUAUAGUGAAUGCAGGGUCCGGGGAGACCAGAUAUAGUGA
This is a messenger RNA of Staurois parvus, 285 nucleotides long. NCBI's taxonomy places the organism in Eukaryota, Metazoa, Chordata, Amphibia, Anura, Ranidae. The record is from the annotation of a GenBank genome assembly.